GGCGGUGUGGAUGCUUGUUAGGAAAGAUGCUGAGUGCUUUUCCGUGAGGAGUCAGGGCUGGGUGUGUAAGAGAGAGGGAGGGAGAAAGAGAGGGAGGGGGAGAGAGAGAGAAGAGGGAAAGAGAAAAGACAGAGGGAGGGAAGGAGAGAGAGACAGAGAGACUUAGAGGUGCUGAAAACCCAGACAGAUCUGGGAGAGGACUGAGAACAGACCUGGAGCGCCCAGAGAACCUCUCGAGAUCUUUUGGGGGAGCCUAAUAAAUGUGAACAUGAGGUCUGUCACUGGAGCUGUCCUUAAGAUGCUACUUCUGUUAUCUACUCAAAAUUGGAACAGAGUCGAAGCUGGGAAUUCCUACGAUUGUGAUGAGCCUCUUGUGUCUGCCUUGCCUCCAGCGUCAUUCAGUAGUUCUUCGGAGCUUUCUAGCAGUCAUGGUCCAGGAUUUGCAAGGCUAAAUCGAAGAGAUGGAGCCGGUGGCUGGUCUCCACUUGUGUCAAACAAGUACCAGUGGUUGCAGAUUGACCUUGGAGAGAGAAUGGAGGUCACUGCCGUGGCCACCCAAGGGGGCUAUGGGAGCUCCAACUGGGUAACCAGCUACCUCCUGAUGUUCAGUGACAGUGGCAGGAACUGGAAGCAGUAUCAGCAAGAGGACAGCAUCUGGGGUUUUUCAGGAAAUGCAAAUGCAGACAGUGUUGUGUACUAUAGACUCCAGCCUUCUAUCAAAGCCAGAUUUCUACGCUUCAUCCCUGUAGAAUGGAACCCCAAGGGCAGAAUCGGAAUGCGCAUCGAGGUGUUUGGAUGUGCAUAUAGAUCAGAAGUGGUUGAUCUUGAUGGAAAAAGUUCCCUUCUCUACCGAUUUGAUCAAAAAUCCCUGAGCCCAGUAAAAGAUAUAAUUUCUUUGAAAUUUAAAACUGUGCAGAGUGAUGGGAUUCUACUCCACAGAGAAGGGCCAAGUGGAGAUCAUAUCACACUGCGAUUGAGAGGAGGAAAACUCUUUUUGCUUAUUAACUCAGGUGAAGCUAAGCUGACCUCCAUUCCUGUUCUGGUCAAUCUCACCCUGGGCAGCCUUCUAGAUGACCAGCAUUGGCAUUCUGUGCUCAUCCAGCGUUUGGGCAAACAAGUCAACUUUACAGUGGACGAGCACAGGCGUCAUUUCCACGCACAGGGAGAAUUCAAUUACCUGGACCUGGGUUAUGAGAUCAGCUUUGGAGGGAUUCCAGCACCUGGAAAAUCGGUGUCAUUCCCACAUAAAAAUUUUCAUGGAUGUUUAGAAAAUCUCUACUAUAAUGGAGUGGAUAUCAUUGAUUUGGCCAAGCAACAAAGCCCACAGAUCAUAGCUCUGGGAAACGUGUCAUUCUCUUGUUCACAACCGCAGUCUAUGCCCGUGACUUUUCUGAGCUCCAGGAGUUACUUAGCACUGCCAGGUUCUUUCGAAGAGGAUGAGGUUUCUGCCACUUUUCAAUUUCGAACUUGGAAUAAGGCAGGGCUUCUGCUAUUCAGUGAACUUCACCUGGUUUCAGGGGGUCUCCUCCUCAUUCUUAAUGAUGGAAAACUUAAGCUGAAUCUCUACCAGCCAGGAAAAUUACCCACUGACAUCACAGCAGGUGCUAGAUUAAAUGAUGGACAGUGGCAUUCUGUCUCUUUAUCUGCUAAAAGGAAUCACCUGAGUGUGGCAGUGGAUGGCCAUGUGACUUCUGCUGUUCCUUCUCUGGGACCUGAGCAGGUUUACUUCGGUGGCACCUAUUAUUUUGGAGGUUGUCCUGACAUAAGCUUUAGAUCCAAAUGUAAAAGCCCCGUGGGUGGAUUUCAGGGGUGUCUGAGACUCAUCUCCAUCGGUGACAGAGUGGUAGACCUCCUCUCAGUUCAGCAGGGGUCCCUCGGGAACUUCAGCGACCUGCAGAUAGACUCGUGUGGCAUCUCAGAUCGGUGUUUGCCCAACUACUGUGAACACGGCGGUCAAUGCUCUCAGUCCUGGAGCUCCUUUCACUGUGACUGUUCCAACACGGGUUACAAGGGCGCCACCUGCCACAGCUCUGUCUAUGAGCAGUCCUGUGAGGCCUACAAGCACGGAGGAAAUGCUUCAGGGUUUUACUAUAUAGAUGCAGAUGGAAGUGGCCCCCUGGGGCCGUUUCUUCUAUACUGCAACAUGACUGAAACGGCCUGGACCAUCAUACAACACAACGGCUCCGACUUAACAAGAGUCAGAAAUACUAAUCCAGAGAACCCGUACACUGGGGUUUUCGAGUAUGUGGCCAGCAUGGAGCAACUCCAGGCCACCAUUACCCGUGCGGAGCACUGCGAACAGGACCUCACUUACUACUGCAAGAAGUCACGGCUUGUCAGUAAGGAAGAUGGUGCCCCGCUGAGCUGGUGGAUUGGAAGAACCAAUGAAACACAGACUUACUGGGGAGGUCCUUUGCCUGAUUCUCAAAAAUGUACUUGUGGAUUAGAGGGAAAUUGCAUUGACUCUCAGUAUUACUGCAAUUGUGAUGCUGAUCUGAAUGAAUGGACCAAUGACACUGGAUUGCUCUCGUAUAAAGAACAUUUGCCAGUAACUAAAAUAGUGAUUUCAGACACAGGCCGACCACAUUCAGAAGCAGCUUAUAAACUGGGGCCUCUGCUGUGCCGGGGAGACAGAUUAUUUUGGAAUUCUGCUUCUUUUGAUACUGAGGCUUCGUACCUUCAUUUUCCUACUUUCCAUGGAGAACUUAGUGCGGAUGUAUCUUUCUUUUUUAAGACAACUGCUUCAUCUGGAGUAUUUUUGGAGAACCUGGGGAUUACUGAUUUCAUAAGGAUAGAACUACGUUCUCUGACAGUAGUGACUUUUUCAUUUGAUGUGGGGAAUGGGCCUUUUGAAAUCUCAGUCCAGUCACCGACUCACUUCAAUGACAAUCAGUGGCACCACGUGAGAGUUGAAAGGAACAUGAAGGAAGCUUCCCUGCAAGUGGAUCAGCUGCCACCGAAGACACAGCCUGCUCCUGCGGAUGGGCACAUGCUCUUGCAGCUCAACAGUCAGCUCUUUGUGGGUGGGACGGCCACCAGACAGAGGGGCUUUCUGGGCUGCAUUCGGGCUCUGCAAUUGAAUGGAAUGACCUUGGAUUUGGAAGAAAGAGCCCAGGUGACUCCAGAGGUGCAGCCAGGUUGUAGGGGACAUUGCAGCAGCUAUGGAAAGUUAUGCCGCAAUGGAGGGAAAUGCAGAGAAAGGCCCAGUGGGUUCCUCUGCGAUUGCACUUUCUCUGCAUACACAGGGCCAUUCUGCUCCAAUGAGAUUUCUGCCUAUUUUGAAUCUGGCUCAUCUGUGAUUUACAGUUUUCAAGAAAAUUAUUUUUUAAGUAAAAACUCCAGCUCCCACGCUGCUUCAUUUCAUGGUGAUAUGAAACAGAGCAGAGAAACGAUCAAAUUUAGCUUCCGAACAGCGCAGACACCAAGCUUGCUGCUUUUCCUGAGCUCUUCUUACAAAGAAUACCUUUCUGUUAUCAUUGCCAAAAAUGGAAGUUUGCAGAUACGGUACAAGCUAAAUAGAUAUCAAGAACCUGAUGUUGUUAACUUUGACUUUAAAAACAUGGCUGAUGGACAACUCCACCACGUAGAGAUAAACAGAGAAGGAGGAGUGGCCUUUGUAGAGAUUGAUGAGGAUACAAGGAGGCAAGUCCACCUGUCGUCAGGCAGAGAAUUCAGUGCAGUCAAAUUUCUGGUACUGGGCAGGAUUUUAGAACACAGUGACGUAGACCAGGAGACAGCGCUGGCCGGCACACAGGGCUUCACCGGCUGCCUCUCCGCAGUGCAGCUCAGUCACGUGGCCCCUCUGAAGGCUGCCCUGCACCCCAGCCACCCAGCCCCUGUCACUGUCACAGGACACGUGACCAAGUCCAGCUGUGUGGCCCAGGCUGGCACAGAUGCCACAUCGAGGGAAAGGCCACACUCAUUUGCAGAUCAUUCUGGAACAAUAGAUGACAAGGAGCCCCUAGCUAAUGCAAUCAAAAGUGACUCUGCAGUAAUUGGAGGUCUGAUAGCUGUUGUGAUCUUUAUCUUGCUCUGCAUCACUGCCAUAGCUGCUCGCAUUUAUCAGCAGAAAAGGUUAUACAAAAGAAAUGAGGCAAAAAGGUCAGAGAACGUAGACAGUGCCGAGGCUGUUUUGAAAAGUGAGCUUAAUAUGCAAAAUGCAGUGAAUGAAAAUCAGAAAGAGUUCUUCUUCUGAUUGGCAGCUCUGAUUUAACUUAUAAUCCUGACAGUUUGUUUUAAUAGCCAGGGGCUCUCAAUGGACACACACACACACACACACAAAGUUCGUAUACUGAAUGUACAGGAAACGGAUUUGCAGCACUGCCAUCUCGCCAUGUCCAGGCUCGGAAGGGCUCCAGGAAGCCUCAUCCGGUGACAUAUUUCUCAUAGCAGUCAUCCUGUGUGACAGAGAAUUAGAUAUUGCUGUUAAUUUCCACCUGUUCUGAUGUGACCUACCCAAAUUUAACUUGCUUACUGACUACAGUUUUUACGUGUGGAAACUGUAGCCCUGGUCUCUUACCCAUGUAGCGCGUACGUUUUGUUGGAGGUAACAAUCCAAUUUGGGGUGGUAAUGCCCUUGCUUUAUUGGAGAACAUAUGCCGUGUUUGCUUCAAUGCCCAGGGUGUUACUCACAGACCUGGAAAUGCUUCUCAGACCCCGUUUGGCCCACGUUCGCAUCUUCAGUGGCCACAAGUCUUUAAAGCCCCUUUGCCUUUCUCUGUGUGACGUUCAAUACAAUACAUCAAUAGUCUCGAAAAAAGUCUGGUCGUCCUUGGUUUGUUUGCAUUGCUCUUUUUCUAUUUGACUCUUAAUGAUUUUGAAUAUAUUUGGUUUUGAGUGUCAGCCUUCAAUUCUGAACAUUCAAUUCAAUGUAAGAAGACUCAGAAUGUGCGGUGUUUGUUAGUAUGUGAUGCCUUGCCUUUUAGGAGUUUGUGGUUUAAUCUGCUCUUAUUGUUUGAUGCUGGUGGUAGUUAAGACCCUGAGUAAUGCCCAUUUCCCAAAGAAACGUAAAAUGUUUUCAACGAAACUUGAUAUAAAAAAAUUCUUGACACAGCGAAAUAUUAUAUUUCAAUUAUAACUGUAAUACCUCAAAAUGAAAUAUACUUCUGAAGAUAUUUUCCCCAAACCCUAUGCCAAUUUUUUUUUUUUUUAUGGGUUUAUGUUUCUGUUUUUCUGAAGUUUAUCACCAACUUUGCUUUGAUCUCCCAUUACUAUUUUCCAUGGAGCAUCUUCUUAAGUUAGGAAAAAUAGAAACAAAUUGAUGUAUAGAUCUCUACUCCCCAUUCUAAAAUAUACCCUCCUUCAGGCAUACAUUUUGCUGUGCAUGAACUUUAAUGCACAUUUUUUGAAAUAUGAGCUACUACCAUGCUGCCUUUCUGCACAAACAGGAGAGUAAUGAAAGGAUGGUCCGUCUAAGGGGAGAUAGUAUGUUACGAGACCUACACUGAGUCUGUCGUUCUGGGCACUUCUCGUCUAGGAUGCUGGGGUUAAACCUCAUGCAUGUAACCCACUGACUAGUACAUUCUGAUUAGCAUGUGUGUGUGUGUAUACAGGGACAUAUAUAACUUAGAGAUCAAAGAAUUAUUAAUAACCUCAUGGAACUGCUAGAGUAAUUAAUUUUGAGGCCAUGUUGACAAGGGGCUUGGAUGGAACUAUCAGUGAAUUCCAUGAGCCAAUUGUAUAAUAAAGGCACUUUUCUAUCCACAUUCACCUUCAAGUGCCUCCCAAGAAAAAAUUGGAUUUCUUAGUUUGUCCACAGCAGAGCAAUUUGGAAAUAUGUAAAUUCAGCAUUAUUAUCAGUUCACUUCCCGUGUUUUCCUUGUUAACUCUCCUUAUAAAACUUGCCUGCCUUUUCUCAUAGUGCUAUAUCCAUAUUGAUGUUUCUGGUAAAUGUCUGAUCAAAUCCUAAGGACCUGAAUUAACAUAGCAGUUUAUGAAGUACCUAUGUUAGUAAACGGUAACUUUUUUUUUUUAAUUGGAGGACCUAUGGUUGUAAGGGAAAGAUUUAACACAGAAAUGUUGGUAUUUAUUUUCUACAAAGCUGAAUGCAAACGUCAUCAUGGCUCUGAAUCUACUGCAAGUGUUCAUCUUAUUUAGUAGCAAUAUUGACCUCAGUGGUAGCUGGAACGUAGACAGGUUUAGAGAUGGUGAAACCUCAUACUCCUGCUUGGUCUGCACUGCCGUAACUAUGAUUUCCUCGUUUGUAAUCUGUUCCUUCUUUUUUUUUUUUUUUUUUUUUAAAUAAAAUGCAUUUCUGAAAUAAAAUGUAGGAUAUAUUUUAGGAGGUAUUUGGUAUUUUGUAAAAAUUUACAAUUAGGAAAUUAUACUGGAUUUCUCUUUCUUAAAAUGGUAAAAAAUGUGUGGACGUAUGCCUUCCUUAUCGGUGUGUGUGUUAUUAAGCCCUUUAGUAGAUUCUGUAAUUAUUGUGAACUGUUAACAAAUGCCAAGCUAUCAUUUGUAUUUUCUUUUAAGUGGACCAAAAGAUGAGAGAAAAGUAGAAUCAUGUCUGUCAAUUAUACAAGUCAAGUCAAGUUACUCGCAAAGUUGCGUUUUGCUAGAGAACAAUGAUUUGGCUGUCUGCAGUGAUUUGUGGAAACGGGCAUGUAUUUAAAUCGGGUGAUGUUUUAUCUUUUUCUCUUUGUGUUCAGAGGGGUCAGCGAACAUCGUAUGAAUGCUCAGAUGUUAUAUUGACGUAUAUAGUGUACUCUUCUCAGAUUAAAGCUAAAAGCAAAAUCAUUUUUGUGAUUUAGAGUGAAAAAAUGAAAACCAUAUGCAUAUAAUUCACAUUCUCAUUUUGAGAAGACUGAACUUUCCUUUUCUCAUUUAACUGAAAUUUAAAAUACGUAAAUAGAGUGGAAUUAGUGUGGCGUUGAAAGCUCACCUGGAUGAAAUGAAGAUCAUCAGGGAGAAAUGGCCUCUUAAAUUUGUAGAAAUCACGCCUCUGAAAUGGCCCUUAUCCAUCCUAGGGGACUGUUCCAUAGUUAAAAAUCCUUCCUUAAAUGCUGCUCUGUAAAACACUUGUAAUGAAUUCUUUAGAUGUUAAGUUAGAAACAGCAGCUUCAAGCAACCAGACAACCAACUGAACAGAAGUCAGUGGUUUAAAAUGGCACUUUCAGUGGCUGGCAUUGUCCUUCGGAAUCGCAGCGCUCCCCGGGGCUGAGAGCGUCAACAUCUCUCAGUGUGAACAGGGCAGCGGUACAGUGCAGAGCCCCAGAUGCAGAUGUCUGAGUCAUGCUGCUGAGGGGACGUGCUGAAUCUGUGACCACAACCUUCCUUUCCCUCCACAUGCCCUGAAUCUCAGUGCUCUAAGACCUGGAAUUUCGGCAGUUGUUUAGUGGUGUAUAAAGAUCUGCAGGAUCUUGGUGUCCUUUUUGUUCACAGUGAUCUCUGAUUCCAGAUCUUAUCUGUUAUCUAUUAUGGAUGAACAUCAACCUUUAUUUUAUAGGCCAUGGCUAUCGGUAGCCUUGGUUUUUUUUCUAAAAAUGCUUAGUAAGUUCAUGGUCCUGACUCUGGAGUAAACAGUUAUAAAUGAAGCCCUUUAGCACAGGCUUUUGAAAUCUUCCAUAUGAGUUAGGUCUGAGUGAGUCAUGAAACAUUGUCCUCCUCACAGAAGGAUAAAUUAGGCACAUCCUAAAUCAAAUCGUGUUCAGUGAUUGUUUGACUUUCAAAUUCGUGCUAUCAACUAAAGGAUGAAUUUACUAGAUGCCUUCACUACUUCCUGGUUGUUUUCCUCUUCUCUGAAGUCUGGAUGAUAGAGAGUGGUAAUGUGGAGAAAUGUUCAGAAGCCAAGUGUCUGUGUGUUGGGGACAUGCAUGGGAGAUCACAUCAUGUCUGCACGGAAGAAUAAGAAGUGUCCACAGAAGGAACAGGGCACAGUUUGCACAGAACAUGGUCAGCAAGCUGGAUUUUGAGUGUAUCAAGAGAAUCCCUGGAGCUUGGUUUUGAUGAUUUGCAAAUAAAAAUUAAAUGUGAUAAAACCCAAAUCCAACCCAUAGUUACAAUGCAACCUUUUUCAAUAAUCUCUUUCUUCUAUUUUAAAAGUAUGCUUGAUUUUUAUUACAAAUAUGUGCACAUACACAAAAACCAAAUAGGUCAACAAAUCUUACAAAAAAAAAAAAUAGCUGUCCAUUGGCAGUACCGUGGCAAGACCCUGGUCCCAUGGCACAGCGCCCUGCCAGAGGGGCUCAAUAGACCCUCAGCAGGUUGCUGGCUGAUGGCCUGCAGGCAGCAGAGGCAGCCCAUACCUCAAACAAGUAAUGAUUCUAAUCGGAAUGAGUAUCAGUCCCUUUAAGGGUAGAAGGGAUCCGAUGUCGUCAACUUUCUGGGAAACUUGUCUCCUUAGUGGGGAAUCAUUUGGGAGAAUGAACACUGGUCUCUGUUGCUGGUCACUAGAACAUUCAGAAGUGGUUGUAGCUAGAUCAGUCGUGAUGGGUGGCAGCACACGCCGCCUCGCCGACGCACUGCUUCCCUCCCUGCCUUCCAGCCACUCCUUUCCUAUGCUCAUUGUCCCAGCACCUGGAUGGGAGUGAUUGAGGUUGGUUGAUAUCAACUAGCUAAGGCAUUCUGAUGACCUGGUUGUCUAGUGAUUCUUCCAUGGCAGCAUAUACUUUCUGGUAGGCAAAGACCUUCACAUUUCAUGCACACUCCGUAGGUCCAUCCACAUGCUUCUACCUUUGACCUCCUUGUCUCCAGUCUUCCAGAUCUCCUUCUAGGUCCUUGACUAACUGGCCAACCUACUGUCCAUAAAAGUGUUUGUGUGUGCAUGUGUGUGUGUGUACAGUCUUGGUCUCAACUAAACAACUCAGCCAUUGUAGCAUGAGAGAGCAUCUGUAGACAAUAAGUAAACAAAAUGAGCAUUGCUCUGUUCCAAUAAAACUUUAUUUACGAAACAGAUGAUGGGCUAGA
Nycticebus coucang (slow loris) is the source of this 8904-nucleotide messenger RNA. It is a transcript of the gene CNTNAP4, whose product is annotated as contactin associated protein family member 4. The transcript is spliced from 24 exons. The coding region runs from base 269 to 4195 and encodes 1308 amino acids. The record is from RefSeq and is a predicted model, not a curated record. NCBI's taxonomy places the organism in Eukaryota, Metazoa, Chordata, Mammalia, Primates, Lorisidae.